AUGUUUGCUAAACUGACCACAACUGAGCUCACCUCAAGCCUCGCCGCUUUCAUCGCACACGCCCUCGGCCUCACUUCCCGUCUCAGUGCCGUUGAGCUCGUCAUCAGAUGCAUGUUCUUCGGCCUCAACUUGGCCUUCAACGGCGUCAUGUGGUCCCUGUACACCUCGGCCCUAGCCAAGGGUAACUCCAGCACCCAGGUAUCCAUCAUGAACACCUCCACCAAUUUCAUGAUUACCGCUUUUCUCGGCUUCGCCAUCUUUUCCGAGUCGCUCCCACCAAUGUGGUGGGCGGGCGCGGGUCUCCUCGUCGCGGGCAACGUCAUCUUGGGCCGCGCGGAGAAGGCUUCGGCAGACAAGGAGAGAGCAACUGCCAAUUGA
Parascedosporium putredinis is the source of this 378-nucleotide messenger RNA. NCBI's taxonomy places the organism in Eukaryota, Fungi, Ascomycota, Sordariomycetes, Microascales, Microascaceae. The record is from the annotation of a GenBank genome assembly.